UUUUUUUUUACAGUCCUGUCCAGCACAGCUUGUAUUUACAGCACAGCGAAUGGAGCUUUCUGCUACUUGCGCGUACUGGAAUUCACAGCUUUGGGGUCUACGAAGUGGUUAACGUAAAUUUUAGCCUUUUGACCAGCGAGCGGAGUCAACUGAUAUUAGGCUACUAUAAUACACUUAAUCAGAAUUGUUUUGUUUUUCGCGAAGGACAUUAGACCGAUUCAUAUAUUGUGUAUCAUGUAGUGGGCUAUUUUUCUAUUUAAAAAAAAAAUAAAAAAUGAACCAGAGGCUCACUUGCUUUUUGACAUGUGUUUGAUGAUGAUGCUGAAGAGAGUUUCUUUUUGAACAUUAAAUCAACUGAAGAAAAAGUCCGCCAACCAGCAGAACUUAAUUGAAUGUUUAUUGGUUUCCAGUAGUGAAGGUCGAGCAGGGUAUGACAAAGCUGUUCAAAAUCAUUCAUCUUUAGCCCAGUGGCUGUCUGUUACACAGUCUUCCUUCACUUAUUCAAGACAGCGACAAAAGCAGAACGCAGUGUAAUUAAUGAAGCAGGAGUGCGAGCGACAACCUGCAAAGCUCGUGUGUUCAGUGGACUCUAGACAGGCAGCACUACCGCGAACGGGCACGGGUCUCUGAGCAUUUAUUUAUUAUUGUUUUUUUGUUCGGGAUGCUAAAAACAGGAUUGUUUUUCAAACCCUAGGAGACAAAACCAAAAGAAAAAUGUUUUCAGAUGAACGGAGUAACACAAUUUCUAAACAGACUUUGAAUUUUCCUGUUGGUUUACUGAUUAACUCACCGAAGAAGCGACUGGCGAAGCUGGGCAGAAAACCAAGCAAUGGAUCUGUGCAGUCAAGUUCUUCGGAUACAACAACAAGAUCAAAUGAAAGCACUGGAGUACGACAGCCGGCCAAAAACAAAAUCCGAAGGCACAACAAUCGCCUCUCCACAGUUUUCAGCAGGGGCCCACACUUUAAAGACAAUCAUUCCGAUGAGGACUCCACUGUGGCGGACGGACUGCACCUGACUGACGACCCCUCAGAGCUGUCAAUGCAGAUCUCCGCACCUGGGGUCCUCAAGAUAUUUGGCAAUGAGAUCAGUACAGGUGCAAACUAUAAGAGUGUGCUUGCUACCUCUCACUCCAGCGCACAAGAGCUGGUCAAAGAGGCUCUCGAGAGGUAUUCUCUGGACAAGGCCGAAGCUGGAGACUACGUCUUGUGUGACGUGAUUGGCCGGAUUGGGGAAGAGCACCAGUGGAAGACGGAGUGUUUCCGGGUGGUGGGUGACAAUGAGAAGCCCCUCAUGUUACAGUCUCUCUGGAAACCCAAAGAAGGUUUCUCCCGGCGCUUUGAGAUCCAGAGGAAAUCCAGCGUGGAGGAGAAGGCUGCAAAGGAAAAAGAUACAGUCACAGCAGGCAUUAACGCCCAGGCCCGCAAACUACAGAAGAUUCGCUCCCGGGGAGCCUCAGUCUUUAUUGAGGGGGAUCUCAACAGCAGCUUCUCACUGUGGAGGAGCCUGAGCGAAGUAAACUUGUCUGUGAAGUCCAAGGACCCUCAGAAGAAUGGGAAAAGCUCACUGCUGGAAGACCUUGAGCCGGAGGUAGACAAAGAGGGCCAGUGUCUUGGACUCGAGAAGGAGGAGACGGAGAGCAGCGAUGAUAACACCACACAGUAUUCCAUUCAUCCCCCCUUCGAAUUGCCUUAUUUUCUGCUGCUACAGGGAUACAGUUACAGACAGGAUUUCGUUUUUUACCUGAUGAGUGGGAUGACACAUGUUUUCGGACGCUGCAGCGAGCAUUCCGCAGGCGAGGAUGAGGAGCGUAUCAAAGUGGACAUUCUGCUCUCCGCACCGGACAUUCUGCCUCGCCAUUGCAGCGUCAAGCGGCUGGAAUCCAGCUCCCACUACGAGGACACCAAGAAGAUAGUGACUCUAGUGAAACCCCUCCACGGUGCUCACGUGACCCACAAUGGAAUCCCAGUCAAGGAAGAAAUACAACUCCAAACGGGGGAUCUCCUUGGGCUUGGUGACUUUUACUUGUUUAUGUACAAAGACCCAACAGCCCCCUCUGCAGCCCAAAGACCAUCAUGGUUGACGUCCCCAAUGACUCACCUGGGUGGGAUGGCCACCUGUAAGAUGUGCGGUUCAUUGCUGCCGGGUGAAGCAGCCAGGAAAACAAAACCUUCUCACCGGAAAUCGGUCCACCUGUUAAAAGAUUCUAACGGGACAGAGCUCUCGCUGACGUACGAUUCCAUACACGAGGACCAGCUGCUGAGCAAAGUUGUUAACAUGACAGACCCCAAAGGUGAUGAGCCAAAGCUGAGCCCAGCUUUCCUGCUGUGUCUUUGUAUCCAGCACUCAGCCGGCUCUUUCGAACUGUCUGAUUUCCGGAGGCUUUUGCUCAGAAUAGCCAGUCAGGUCCAAACGGUUAUGUGGGAAAAGACGAAGGAACUUGCCAGGAUACAGCCAGAAACUGUAAAGCAGGACCCUGACGAGCUGAGCCUGCUGAGUAUCAAGGAGCUAAUCCCUGGGCUUCAGCCUCUGGCUUUCUGGAUGUCAAACUCUAUUGAACUCCUGCACUUCAUUCAGCAGGAAGUGCCCAAGCUGUUGCUGUGGGAUGAGGAGGGUGGAGAGAUAACAGACUCCCAGGUGACUGCCACCAGGUCGGCAAGUGAAGAAGCAAUGACAGUCCUUGAGGAGGUCAUCAUGUUUACAUUCCAGCAAUCUGUUUAUUACCUCACCAAAACUCUGUACACAGCGCUCCCCGGGUUGCUGGACAGUAACCCCUUCUCUGAGAGUGGUCAGCUGCGAGUGCCGGACGGGGUCAACCACAUCUUAGAGAUCCUGAAGGAGACCCUGCAGCUUCUCAAUCAGUAUGAGGUCCACUCCGAGAUCGCCUCCCAGCUCUUUGCAUAUCUCUUCUUCUUCACCAACGCCUCCCUCUUCAACGCACUCAUGGAAAGAGGUUCCGGAGGGGGUUUUUAUCAGUGGUCCCGGGGAGUGCAGAUCAGAGCCAAUCUCGACUUGCUCCUGGACUGGAUCCAGGGAAUCGGCCUGGGAGACCUGGCUCAUGACUUCUUCCACAAACUUUCCACAGCUGUCAACCUGCUAGCCACACCCAAGCAAAACCUCUUGCAGGCCAGCUGGAGCUCCCUGCGCAGUGAGUUUGCCAGCCUCAAACCGGCUCAGUUACACCACAUGUUGAGGGAGUACAACCCCGGGCGGCCCUGUCCAGCUGGCUGGAGUCCGACACCCGAGGAAGCCGAGCCUGCCAUGAGAAUGGCUGACGUUCUUGAGAGUUUUGACAACCACCCUCCUCUGAUCCUGCCCUGCAGCAGCUUUCACAUCGAGCUUGGGAGACCAGUCCAGGAUGUGCGUCUUCCCUCCCAGCUCAGUCGCAUUCAGGAGUUCCUGUGUAGCCUUAAACAGAGCAGCCCUGUACCCUCCCAGCAGGAUGUUCCAUUGGAAGUGGAGAGUGUGACCUCAGCAUGUUGCACCAGCAGUAUGAAGAACUCUGCCCCCCUCCGUGAUUCUGACACAUCCAGGGACAGAGAGUCUGAUGUUAAAGACACAUCUCUCUGCGGCCGCUUCCUCCUCCCCGGACCCAGCAACCUGAGCUCUUGCGGGGAUAUGCUGACUCAGAAACUGAAGAAUCUGGAGCUACAGAGCAGCCUGCCGGGACAGAAUGACCUGACCUCCCACAAGCGCCUGGCCCUGGACCCCUCCUGCCUCCUCACCCCUCCCAACACACCCCAGACACUGGAGCUGGCAGAGGCAGAUACAGAUCUGGAGGGGCCUUUUAGACACUUCCUGAAUGGCAGCUACAGGGGGGGAGACGAUAAAGACCUUGAUAUACCUAAAGUGAAAGGUGUCCUCAGACCCUCUCCAGAGCCAGGUAUCCAGACCAAGCCAGGUGAGGAGGAUGAAGUAUUCAUUGUGGAGCUGGAAAGAGGCCCACAUGGGCUGGGUCUGGCCUUGGUUGAUGGCCUGAAAACACCUUUGCAAAUGACUGGAAUAUAUAUUAAAUCUCUGGUUCCUAACUCGCCUGCUGCAAGGAGUAAGAAAUUAGGAUUAGGCGAUCGGAUACUGGCUAUUAAUGGAACCAGUCUGGUUGGAAUAGACUAUAACACCGGUAGAGAUCUGAUCCGGAGUUCAGGAGACAAGCUGAGGUUGCUGGUGGCCAAAUCAGAAGCAAAAGCCCUGACCACCUAGAUCCCGACGUGAAAUCGCCUUUGCAGAACUGCUGAGUUUCAAGCGAGCUACUGGAGUCUGAAGACCUGAGACAUUCUGUACUGACUGCAUAGCCAAAUUAUUCAAACUCAGUUACAAUAUAACUCCUUAUCCAUAGACCUAAGUGUAAUCACUCAAGCCCUGUUUUUUGAGAUCAGGGAUGUUAAGUUCCAUUUUAUUUCCUAAAGGUUUUAAUUUUCGGUUUAAACAUGUUUUUUACAUUUGUAUUCCUAUUAAAAAAAAAAAAAAAAAAAAACCUUUAUUAGAGUGAUGUUACUAGAGCAUUAAUAGGAAUGAGACGACAUGUAUUCAAAAAUGUGUAUAUAGACAUGUAGAUAACCUUACACUGUACACAUUCUAUUGCAUAAACACUACAGCUGACCUCUAUUUGACAUGCAUAUCUUUGACAAUAGCUAAAGUUUAGACAAAUUCUAUACAUUUAACAUUUGGAAAAUGUUUGAACUACACAACCUGGGAUUUAAGUUUUAUAAAAAUAAGUUUUCAAUUCCCUGAUUAGUUAAAACAAUGGAAUGAAAAACUACCGAUAGUAUACCAUUUAAAAUGCAACCUGUUUAUUUCUUUUAAAAGAUAUUGUGAAUCUUUAUUAAAUGUUUUUGUUAUUAUUCUUCAGAUCAAAUGCAAGCCUGUCAUUGUAAUGUAAAGCUUAUUGUUGCCAGUAAGACAGUGUUAUUUUAUCCAUUAAAAAAAAAAAAUGGAUAUGUGAUUUUGUAACAUUUAUAUUAAGUAUUUUGUUAUACCUAAAGUAUAUCUGUAAGAAACUGAACAACUCCACAUUUAUCUUUUCAGUAUAAUAAAUGCAAUGGCGUUGUUGAAUAUUUAUAAA
Polyodon spathula (Mississippi paddlefish) is the source of this 5062-nucleotide messenger RNA. RefSeq names its product ras-associating and dilute domain-containing protein-like. The transcript is spliced from 17 exons. Gene Ontology annotation, molecular function: GTPase binding. Bases 715 to 4200 code for a protein of 1161 amino acids. Gene Ontology annotation, biological process: signal transduction; substrate adhesion-dependent cell spreading; neural crest cell migration. The record is from RefSeq and is a predicted model, not a curated record. Lineage: Eukaryota; Metazoa; Chordata; Actinopteri; Acipenseriformes; Polyodontidae. Gene Ontology annotation, cellular component: microtubule.